This is a messenger RNA of Diplodia corticola, 2184 nucleotides long. RefSeq names its product patatin phospholipase a2-related protein. The coding region runs from base 1 to 2184 and encodes 727 amino acids. The transcript has 4 exons. Gene Ontology annotation, biological process: arachidonate metabolic process. NCBI's taxonomy places the organism in Eukaryota, Fungi, Ascomycota, Dothideomycetes, Botryosphaeriales, Botryosphaeriaceae. Gene Ontology annotation, cellular component: membrane. The record is from RefSeq and is a predicted model, not a curated record.
AUGGCGGCGCUGAAAGUCGACACGGCAGGCACACCGCAGCGACCUCGCAGCGUGCGGACUGUUCGCACUUUUGCCUCCGCCGAUGACGACGUUUCAAACGGCAGCGAAUGGGCGCGUACUGUGAAGGAUCCAUGGGAUCCUGCAAUUCUUACGCUAGAUGGCGGCGGAAUUCGCGGCUACUCGAGCCUCCUGAUGGUCCAACAGCUCAUGCACGAGAUAGCAGAAUGGGAGCGUAAGCUGGAAAUGGAAGAGGCAGCAGAAGCAGCCACCCGGCGGAAAGAUGGCACCUCCACGCCGCCAUUCGAACCCCGUGAAUUCAACGAGGACGAGCUGCUACCCGCGCACUACUUCGAUUUCAUGUACGGAACAAGUACAGGAGGUCUGAUAGCAACGAUGCUAGGCCGGUUACGCAUGAGCGUACCGCAGUGCUUGGAGCUGUACCGGCAGGUUGGCAAUGAUCUCUUCGGUACACGUCGCAGCGUAGUACCUCUGACGACCAAGUAUCGUCACAAGCCCUUGGAAGAAGCCGUCAAGGAGAUUGUUAAACGCCACUGCAAGACGCAUCCAAAUGGCACUUGCGAUGGGAACGAUUGGUUUCCAUGGGACGUUGAGGAAGAAGAAGAUCAAAUCAAUUCUCUGGUACUACGUCCCGGAGAGCAAAUAUGCCACUCAAUCUGCCUUACCGCAACACACAAUGAGCGUGUGAACGAGGCGCAUCUCUUGCGCACUUACAACCACCGAUACGUUAAUAUUCCCAACUAUAUCACCCUCUACAACGAAGGCGCAGACAAGCUCAGGAUCUGGGAAGUCACUCGUGCCACGUCGGCGGCGCCCUUCUACUUCAAGAUCCUGGAGGCCGACAUCCGCGGCGAGAUGAUGGGGUUCAAGGAUGGCGGGAUCCGUGAGAACAACCCGGCGGGCGCGGCGUGGUCCGAAUUCGUGUCACUGUACGGCGAGCACCGCGACCCAGCGUUGCUGCUAUCGCUCGGCACGGGGCGACCGGACGAGAGCGCGGACGGUUUCGCGAGUGCAUGGCCAGGGCCGUUUGGCAACAGCCGGGCGAUGAAGAAGGUGGCGGAGAAGUUCGCCGUGUUCAAGAACGUGCUGAUCAAGUACACCGAGGGCGAGGAGCAGCACCGCGCCAUGGUGCGCAUCGCCAAGGGCGAGAACACGUGGUACAAGCGACUCAACGUCGACAAGGGGCUGGAGAAGAUGAAGCUAGACAACUGGGAGAAGGGCGCGUGGGGCGGCCCGGGGGCCUUUGCGGCGGCGGCGGCGACGGCCACGGCCGUGGCGACGGCCCCGGCGACCAAGACGACGACGGCCAUCGCCUCGUCCUCGGCGCCAGCCAUCCUGGCCAGCUCCACGGCCGCGGCGCUUCGCGACCAGCGCGUGCCGCGCGCGGACACGGGGACGGACCGGAGGCGCUUGAACUUUGAAAUCCCCAUCACCAUCAAGUCCAGCGUCGACGGCGUCGACGACGUCAUCGACGAGGACCCAAUGUCCUCCGGAACGCUUCCAUCCACAUCGUACGACAGCCUCUCCAACAGCAACAACACCGCCGCGGCCACCGCAUCAAAUAGCCAGCAAGACCAGCAGAACUCAUCCCAAAAAGACAAAGACGCCGCCCCAUCAGCCAACAAGAACAACAAAACCAAAAACACCAAAAAGCCAAAGAAACAACAGCAACCCAAACCCAAGCCCAAGCCCAAGCCCGUCCCCGGCGGCCGCACGCUCACCGCCAUGGAAGACGCCACGGCCGCGUACCUCCACCGCCCCUUCGACCACAAGUACGACACGUACGCGCCGCCCAUGGUGAAAGUGCGGCAGGCGGCCGAGAAGCUCGUGCGCCAGCGCCGCGCGCGCGAGCGCGCCGCCCACGAGGACCCCAUGCGCUGGGACACGUACAUGGGGCGGUGGCUGACGGGCAGCUAUGCGGACGAGGCGGAUGGGGUGGUGAGGUGGAAGGAUGGUGGUGGUGGUGGUGAGGGGGGGAUUGGGGGGAGGAUGAGCUUGAGGAGCUUGAGGAGUGUGGGAGGGAAGGGGGAGGGGGCGAGGAGGGGGAGUGGGGAGGAGGAGGGGGAGGGGGAGGGGGAGAGGCAGGGUGGUGGGGAUGCUGCUGCUGCUGCUCAAGCGUCGGGAGAGCGGCUGGUCGGAGAUCAGGGGAGUGGGAAAGGCAGGUAG